CCUAAAGCGUCAUCUUUGUGUCACGAAGAACUACACGAGCCGGGUUUCUUCUCUCCCUGAUUUUUUACCCUUUCUCUUUAUUUCAUCCGGAAAUAUGCAGAAAAUGGGCAAACUAAAUUCGUCGAUCGAUAUUAUCCCGCUACAAGGAUCAAGUGGAGAUUACAGAUCGAGAGUUGUAAAUAAUAAGCACAGGAUGGAUCAAAGGCUAUUUCGGGAUCAAUCAUUGAUCGGUCGCGUGCAAACGUACAUGCACGAAAAUGAAAAUAAGGUAUACAUCGAUGUAAACGAAAUGGCAGAUGCGUUGCAAAGACGAUACAAGGAUUAUCGUGGUAAAAAACGCGGAGCGUUUCGCGCAAUGGUACGCAAGGCUUACGACGAGCUUACAGAGAUAUUCUCGAGGAAGCCUUCUACACGUGAAUGCUCUACGUAUGACGACGACGAUGACGACGACGACGAAGAUUUCGAAGAUGUAGACGUCGAGUCAGAUACACAACGUUCUUCGAUAGGUGAUAUGUUAUUACAAAUGUAUAAGAAAGCUCAAUUCAAACAGAAUGGAAACUCGAGUGAUAAAGAAUUGAUAGAUAUCAGUAGCGAUGACGAUGUUGCCAAAGUCGAUUCCAAGGAUGAGAAAGAUGUGAUGACACCUGAGGCUGGUGCUACUGUAGUCAAAGAAUCUUCUCAACAUAUAGCUCCAAAAGUGGAAACAACUAGUCUGGCCAAGCCAGAAACAACCACCAUAAUGCAGGAAGCAGUUGCAGUAAAGCAACUAGAUGACAUGAUUACCUCAAAAAAACCAGAGACACCUCUAAAAUCAAAAUUGCCCAUGAAUGAAGUUGUGAAACAGUCAUCAGUGCCAGAAAAUACGAGAAAGCGACAAAGGGACAAGGAAAAUGGACAAUUUUCAAUCGCAAAGAAAGCAAAAAUUGUACCCAUCAUAGAAUCAAAAAUUACAUUCUCUGAUGUAGGAGGCAGCGACAAAAUUUUAAAAGUUGUCUGUAAAUUAUUAGCUCAUAUGAAACAUCCUGAAAUCUUCAAACAGUUUGGUAUAUCUCCACCAAGGGGAUUUUUACUUCACGGACCACCUGGGUGUGGAAAAACAUUAUUGGCACAUGCAAUUGCGGGAGAAUUAAAUAUGCCACUGCUAAAAGUGGCAGGACCUGAACUUGUGACUGGAGUGUCUGGUGAAAGUGAAGCGCGUAUCAGGGAAUUAUUUGAACAAGCUUUAACUCUUGCACCAUGUGUUGUUUUUUUGGAUGAGAUAGAUGCUGUCACGCCACAUAGAGCUACAGCUCAAAGAGAAAUGGAAAGAAGAAUUGUUGCACAAUUAUUAUCAAGUUUAGAUGAAUUAAAUCUUAAUGAAAAUGGAGACAGAGUGUUGGUAAUUGGUGCGACAAAUCGACCAGAUUCAUUAGAUCCUGCUUUAAGAAGAGCAGGACGUUUUGAUCGUGAAGUGUGCCUUGGAAUACCAGAUAGAGAAGCAAGGGCUAGGAUUUUAGCGGUGCAUACUGAGAAAGUUGUAUUGGCUCCUAAUGUUAGUUUAUCGACAAUAGCUUCUCUUACUCCAGGUUUUGUAGGUGCAGAUUUAGUUGCUUUAAUUAGGGAGUCUGCUAUGGUUGCUGUAGACAGAGUAUUUGAGAGUCUAAAUAGAUCGAAACAGGAAGAAAAAUCAUCUGAAGUAACCAAAAAUGAGAAGCAAGUUGAUGAAGAAAUUAAAAUCACCAAAAAUUCAGAAAAUUUAAUUGACAAUAGUGUUGUGGCAGAAGCUUCUACUACGAUUGGGAACGAUCUUGUGUUUCCAAAAGAAGUAUCCAAAAGUCCGAUCUCAGGAAUUGCCGAAAUGGAUGUAAUACAGGAACAUUCUGCAGAUUUGUCAACUUUACUAGCUUGGUUACGUACCGAACCACCGCUUUCUCCGGAACGUCUCUCGACCUUGUGCAUCGAACACAAUGAUUUUGAGACUGCUUUACGGAUUGUUCAACCUUCAGCGAAAAGAGAAGGAUUCGCGACAGUUCCCGAUGUAACCUGGGAUGAUGUUGGCUCACUGCGAAACAUACGGCAAGAAUUGCAAAUGACAAUUCUUGCUCCUGUCAAACAUUCUGAACACUUUAAUAAUUUGGGUUUGACAGUUGGCAGUGGAGUGUUAUUGUGCGGUCCACCUGGAUGUGGAAAAACAUUAUUGGCCAAAGCUGUCGCCAAUGAAGCUGGAAUUAAUUUUAUUUCUGUUAAAGGACCUGAACUUUUAAACAUGUAUGUUGGCGAAAGUGAAAAAGCAGUUCGUCAAUGUUUCUUAAGAGCAAGAAAUUCCAUGCCUUGCGUCAUAUUUUUUGAUGAGAUAGAUGCAUUGUGUCCUAAAAGAACGGAAGGCGAUAAUUCAGCGACAGCACGCGUCGUUAAUCAAAUGCUUACAGAAAUGGACGGCGUGGAAGGCCGGCAAGGAGUAUUUCUUAUGGCGGCUAGUAAUCGACCUGAUAUUAUAGAUCCAGCUGUAUUGAGGCCAGGAAGACUGGAUAAAAUUUUAUAUGUUGGUCUUCCGAAUGCUUCAGAUAGGGUGGACAUUUUGCAUGCAGUAACAAAGAAUGGAACGAAACCAAAACUUGCCUCAGAUGUGGAUCUGAAUCAAGUGGCAUAUGACAAUAGAUGUGAGGGCUACACCGGUGCAGAUUUAGCAGCUUUAAUAAGAGAGGCUGGUAUGGAAGCAUUAAAAGAAAUCAUAGCUGGUUAUGGACAAGCAGAAAUUUCAAUGAGACACAUUAUUCAGGCAUUUGAUAAAGUGCAACCAUCUGUUCGCGAGAAAGAUAUUAAACAAUAUGAAAAGUUAAGCAAUUUGUAUUCGGGUAGAAAGAAUCCUGAAGUUACACCAAUGGACACGCCAGUAGAUGCUCCAAUUGUUGACGUAAUCAUGGAGCCAAUGGAAACUUAAGUACAAUUAUUACAAAUCUGUAAGAAUCAUGCUAAAGUAUUCUUCCGAUACCAAGAAUCACGUAAAUUUUUACAUAAAAGACAAAAGGCGUUCCUACAAUAUUUAAAUUUUCUUUCCGCCAUCUAGGUUUAAAAUAAUAUGUGGUUUUACUAUUGGCUACAUUAAUAAUUAAUAAUAAUGAACAUAACAAAUAAAGAACUGUUGUCUCUUUUCUGACGAUUUAUUAUUGUUUCAAGAUAUAGUUGAUACAAUCAGUUAAAAUCUCGUUAGUUUUUCUGUGAAUAAAUACAGAAAAUAUAGAUAACUUUAAUAUUAAAAGAUCUACAAGAUUUUCAUCAAUCAAUAAAACUUUAUAUUUUAUCACAUUAAUAACGUUUAACAAUUUUUUUAAUUAUAUGUAGGAUUAUGUGUACAAAUAAAUGUUUUAAGAUAAAAUCAA
Monomorium pharaonis (pharaoh ant) is the source of this 3359-nucleotide messenger RNA. RefSeq names its product nuclear valosin-containing protein-like (gene smid). The record is from RefSeq and is a predicted model, not a curated record. The coding region runs from base 95 to 2920 and encodes 941 amino acids. Lineage: Eukaryota; Metazoa; Arthropoda; Insecta; Hymenoptera; Formicidae. Gene Ontology annotation, cellular component: nucleus. The transcript is spliced from 11 exons. Gene Ontology annotation, biological process: ribosome biogenesis. Gene Ontology annotation, molecular function: RNA binding; preribosome binding; ATP hydrolysis activity.